Molecule: messenger RNA, 1270 nt
Organism: Elaeis guineensis (African oil palm)
Lineage: Eukaryota; Viridiplantae; Streptophyta; Magnoliopsida; Arecales; Arecaceae
Product: glyoxylate/hydroxypyruvate reductase HPR3
Cellular component (GO): cytosol
Molecular function (GO): glyoxylate reductase (NADPH) activity; hydroxypyruvate reductase [NAD(P)H] activity; NAD binding
Source: RefSeq, a predicted model, not a curated record
CGGAUCCUGGUCGGUGCCACCUCACUCCUACAACUUCCACCAGCUAGCAGCAGGAGGGCUCGCUUCCGCACACCCCUGCUGCACUCGCUAUGGCCUCGUCGGAGGAGCAACCGGAGUCGCGGCCGCCGGUCCUUCUCCUCCGGAUGGUGGCCCCCGCGUACGACGCCGCCGUGUCGGCGAAGUUCCACGUCCUCAGGCCGUGGGAGUCCCCGCUGCCCCGCGACCAGUUCCUCGCCGCCCACGCCGGCUCCGUCCGCGCCCUCCUCAUCAGCAGCCUCGUCACUCUCGACGACGCCACCCUCGACGCCCUCCCACGCCUCGGAUGCGUCGUCACCACCAGCGCCGGCGUCAACCACAUCGACCUCGCCGCCUGCGCCCGCCGCGGCAUCGCCGUCGCCAAUGCCGGUACCGUCUUCUCGGCUGACGCCGCGGACUACGCCGUCGGCCUCCUGAUCGACGUCCUCCGCCGCGUGUCCACCUCCGACCGCUACGUCCGACGGGGUCUGUGGCCGGUCAAGGGAGACUAUCCUCUUGGUUUUAAGUUAGGUGGCAAGCGAGUUGGGAUUGUUGGCCUGGGAAGCAUUGGGUCUGAAACAGCAAAAAGGCUUGUAGCAUUUGGCUGUACUAUCCUGUAUUAUUCAAGGAAAAAUAAGCCUUCUGUGCCAUAUAAAUACUUUCCAAAUGUUUGUGAUCUUGCAGCUGAAAGCGACGUUCUCAUCGUGUCUUGUGCACUGACCAGUGAAACACAUCAUAUCAUCAACAAAGAUGUCAUGACAGCAUUAGGAAAGGAGGGAAUCAUUGUAAAUGUCGGACGGGGGCCUCUAGUUGAUGAGGCUGAACUUGUCAGGCGCUUGAUGCAAGGUGAGCUUGGAGGUGCUGGUCUUGAUGUGUUCGAGAAUGAACCUGCUGUGCCCAAAGAGCUUUUCCUCAUGGACAAUGUAGUUUUGACACCUCACCGAGCCAUUUUUACUUCAGAAUCCUUAGCUGACCUGGGUCAACUGCUUGUAGCCAAUCUAGAGGCUUUCUUCUCAAAUAGACCAUUACUUACACCGGUUAAUCAUAAUGAUUUAUAGCCAAACAAAGAAUUUGAGCGAUUGCUCAUUGCCUUAUUGCAUCAACUGCUAUGCUGUUUGGUGGUAGGGGCUUGCUAUUGUAUGGUUUUUUUCUAUCUAUGUUCUUAUCCAGUGAAAGUUGUUUCAGACAGCCAGGUGAAUAUUGUUUCAAAAACGUGCCUUAUGGCUUUAAUAAAAUGAAGCUAAUUUUAUCUGUA